GAAUAAGUUUUUUCGAUUUUAAAGAAAACCAACUAAUAAUAUAAAAGGGGGUUUUUCGAUUUUAUUUAAAAAUGUCGGUUUUUGAUCCAGAAAAGGUUUUUUGAUAAGCACCAAAAUUUUUGAUUAUUUUCUUUCUUUCGUUUAGUUUUUGUCGUAUGAUUAUAAUUUGAUAAAGUAAUGAUUUGAUCAUGUUUGGGGAUUAUUGUUUAAUUUUUAAAUGGAUUUGAAACGUGAUCGGUGGGAUUUAAAAGGAUUUUCGGCGGUUUUCGAGUGGAUUUUAGACCAGUUUUGUCUUAAAUAGUUUUGAGAAUAUGACGAAUGUAAAUCGAAUUAGGGUGGUUGUUCUUGGGGCUCCACGUGUCGGAAAAUCAGCUGUGACAGUGCGUUACUUAACAAAGCGGUACAUAGGAGAAUAUAGUUCCACUAGUGAUUUCCUCUACAGGCAUAAUGUAACCUUCGACAAUGUAACAACGGAAGUUGAAAUAUUAGACACUUCAAAAUGUGCGAAAAACGGCUGCCUUUACGAACACAUCCGGUGGGGUGAAGCUUUUGUCGUCGUAUACGCGGUAAACGACCGGCAUAGUUUUCACGAAGCCCAAGAACUUUUGGGACAACUUUCAAAGCUGAAGCUACCAUCAUAUUACACCAGUUUGCUAUUAGGGAAUAAACGCGAUUUGGAUCACUCUAGGCAAAUUUGUGUGGAUGAUGGUCAAGAACUUUCCCUUCAGUAUGGUUGCCAAUUUUACGAGGUGAGCGCUGCUGAAAAUUUCGCUGGAGUUUCAUUAGCUUUUCAAUCAUUGUUGAGAGAGGCGAGAUCGGUACAACUAUUGAAAGCGCUACCAAUAAGAAGAAAAUUAGGGGUGAAUAGUGUUUCGAAAGUUCUCGGGAAUAUAUUCGGGAAGAAUUCUAAAGGCGAUCGUAAAAAACGGCCUUCACUUAGUAUUUAAUUUCUUUUAUUUCUUUUAAUUGUAAUGAGAAAAACAAGAAGAGGGUUACUAAGAAAGUUCCUUAUUAAUUUUUUUUAAUUUUAAAAAGUGCCUUUGAUGGAAAAAAUGAAUUUAUUAUUAU
Molecule: messenger RNA, 1068 nt
Organism: Onthophagus taurus
Lineage: Eukaryota; Metazoa; Arthropoda; Insecta; Coleoptera; Scarabaeidae
Source: RefSeq, a predicted model, not a curated record